This is a messenger RNA of Soboliphyme baturini, 339 nucleotides long. The record is from the annotation of a GenBank genome assembly. Lineage: Eukaryota; Metazoa; Nematoda; Enoplea; Dioctophymatida; Soboliphymatidae.
AUGGCCAAGAAGAGCGCGAAGUUGUUCAGUCCGGCGAACGCGGUGUACAGCGAAUGGGCGAUGCGCAACAACUUCGCCGUGUUGGAGUAUAGCCGAACAUGUCAAGCGGCUGCCUCUGGCUUCGCGGCCGGAAUCCUCGGUUUGACGGGACUUUCCGGUUUCAUGUUCUACUUUUUUUGCGCGUGCAUUCAAGCAGUGAUCUGGUACGUGAAAGCGGAUUUUCGAUGGGGCGAAUAUUUCGUAAAUAAGUCAUCUAUUCUCACUUACGGACUUUUUGGAGGGCUAUUUACCUACGUUUUGUUCUGGACUUUUCUUUACGGUAUGGUGCAUGUGUAUUAA